Molecule: messenger RNA, 1139 nt
Organism: Tribolium castaneum (red flour beetle)
Lineage: Eukaryota; Metazoa; Arthropoda; Insecta; Coleoptera; Tenebrionidae
Product: glyceraldehyde-3-phosphate dehydrogenase
Exons: 5
Coding region: 72-1115 (347 amino acids)
Biological process (GO): glucose metabolic process; glycolytic process
Cellular component (GO): cytosol
Molecular function (GO): NAD binding; glyceraldehyde-3-phosphate dehydrogenase (NAD+) (phosphorylating) activity; NADP binding
Source: RefSeq, a predicted model, not a curated record
CUUGAAAAAAUCAAAGGUCGCAAUGCAAUUAUUUUCGAAAAAAGUCCAAGUGCCCUUAUUUCAAAGUCAUUAUGGUCAAAAUUGGAAUAAACGGUUUCGGACGAAUUGGCCGUUUAGUAGUACGACGUUGUUUUCAAAAACUAAGAGAUGCCCGUUGUUCGGCUUCUGGAGACUCCCCUCAAGUGGUGGCUGUCAACGAUCCUUAUCUCUCAGCCGACCACAUGGCCAAUUUGCUUAAAUAUGACUCCACACAUGGGCUAUUCCAAGGGGAGAUUAGUGUCAUAGGGAGCAGUCUCAAAGUCGACGGCCAAAUUGUUGACAUUACCAACGAAAAAAACCCGGAAAAAAUUCCAUGGGCAAAAAGCUGCCCCAAAUACGUCGUCGAUGCCACCGGACUCUACAAAAGCUACGACAAAGCUUCCGCGCUUAUUCACGACACUGUUGAACGCGUGGUGCUCACGUACCCCUCCAAAGAUGACAUCCCCAUGUUUGUCUUCGGUGUAAACCAAGACAACUACUGCAACGAACUCAAAGUUGUUUCUAACGCUUCCUGCACCACUAAUUGUCUAGCCCCCCUUGUUAAAGUCAUUCAUGACAAUUUCAAAAUUGAGUGCGGUCUUAUGACCACCAUUCACGCUAUAACCCCCUCACAAAAUACCCUAGACGGGCCUGCAAAAAAAAACUACCGAAUCGGUCGUGGGGCUUUACAAAACAUAAUCCCAACAAGCACUGGGGCUGCAAAAGCCAUUGGCAAAAUAAUCCCAGAAAUGGACGGGAAAUUGACCGGGAUUGCAGCACGUGUCCCAGUGGCGGAUGCCUCAAUGGUCGACCUGACCGUAGUCAUUGACACUCCCGCUGAUUACGAAGUCAUCAAAUGCAAAGUUAAGGAAGCCGCUGAUGGAUAUUUGAACGGCAUUUUGGCUUACACUGACGACCAAAUUGUCUCAUCUGAUGUAAUCGGCGACUCGAGAUCUUCGAUUUUUGAUGCAGGGGCUGGUGUGGCCCUUACUCGAAACUUUAUCAAGUUGAUCAGUUGGUAUGAUAAUGAAUGGGGCUACGCGUGCCGUGUUGUUGAUUUGUUAAAGUACAUGUCGUCGAGAGAGUGUGAUAAUUAAAAUAAAUUAUUUUUUGAACUAUGA